Molecule: messenger RNA, 1209 nt
Organism: Akanthomyces muscarius
Lineage: Eukaryota; Fungi; Ascomycota; Sordariomycetes; Hypocreales; Cordycipitaceae
Exons: 2
Coding region: 1-1209 (402 amino acids)
Biological process (GO): DNA-templated DNA replication; rRNA processing
Cellular component (GO): nuclear pre-replicative complex
Molecular function (GO): protein binding
Source: RefSeq, a predicted model, not a curated record
AUGCUCACCGAGGAGCUCGUGUCCGCCGUCUGUGGCCCGCCCAUUGCUGCCAACACUGCCGUGCCCAAGGACGUCGGCAUCUACAACCACACCGUCGCGCCCGCUUGGCGUCUCAAAGCCACCUUCAAGAAGAGCUCUGUUGGCCCCAACUGCCUUGCCGUCAGCGAGAAUCACGUUUUCGCCGCCCAGGAGCAAAAGGCCCAUGUCCAUGUAUACUCACGCCAGCGUGGUACCCAAGAAACUCUCGUUUCUUUUCAUGAGAGGAUACGAAGUGUAGCUCUCGCAGGAAACGUCUUGCUGCUGGGCACUGCCGAGGGCAGGUUGAUGCUCUGGGAGACAUCAACUGGCCGUCUCGUCACCACGCCUCCUUGCCAUGUGCAGGCAAUUUCCUGUCUUGCCACUACAGACAGCCACGUGUUGACUGCAUCUGAUGACUCAAACAUUAAUGUCUGGUCCCUGGCCAGGCUGCUCGAGUACGGCGCCGAUCCUGGUUUCGAGCCCGAUCUGACCCUCUCUAAUCACCGUGGAGCUAUUACGUCCCUCGUGGUGGCGUCUGGCGACAAUGCCGAGACGAGCCUAUGUGUGUCCUCCAGCAAGGACAAGACAAGCAUCGUGUGGAACUACCAGACCGGUCAAGUUUUGAGAACCCUUCUCUUCCCGUCGAUACCCCUUUGCGCCACCCUGGACCCUUGCGCUCGCGCCCUUGUUGUCGCUGCCGAAGAUGGCUCCAUCUUCCUUGUCGAAUUCUUUGGCGACAAGCCUUUGCUCGGCUCGCGAAGCGCUGAGCUGUCCUCUAUCGUCGUCCAGGUCGGCUCGCCCUUGGGCGUUGCCGAUGCCGAUGCUGGCCCCGCCACUUGCCUGGCCUUGAACUACAACGGCACCACCCUCAUCACAGGCCAUACAAAGGGCAAGAUUCUCCAGUGGAAUCUGACCGACAACAGCCACCCCGCGGAGCUCGCAAACCUCAAUGCGUCUGUUACCAACCUAGCAUUUGUCCCUCUCCUUGCAUCCCACAAGUCGCACCAAACGCCAACCGUUGUCAAGCCCAACCAGUCUCAGCGCCAGUAUAUCCUCUCUACGCAAAUUGCUGGAGACUCGACGGCCACGCGUUUUAGCGAUAUGAUGAACACUCCUGGCUUUUCUGACGACACUAUUGCCCGCGCGCUGCAUGCAUUUGCUACGCCCGCGGCAAGCUCCGAGGCUGCGUAG